CAUAAUUUCAGUGUUACUCUGUUGGGUGAUUCCCACAUAUAUUUAAAGGAGCUUCUGCAAAACUCUGCUUCUUCACUCAGAUCUCCAACAAAAAUAGUCAUCUCAUCUCUCAGUUUUGUAGGGAAGAUGAUGCUGCCGAUGGUGGAGACUGUGAUGGGUCUUGUGGCCCUUGUUGUUCUUGCAGUUUCCUACUGGAGGUACAAAUGGAGAGACCGCUCUAACUCUGGGAAGUUUCCUCCAGGUUCCAUGGGGUUGCCCUUCCUAGGAGAGACCAUUCAGUUCUCCAUUCCCAGCAAAUCCGUAGACCUCCCUCCUUUCCUCAAGAAAAGAAUUAAAAAGUACGGGACGUUGUUCAAAACAAGCUUGGCCGGCCGCCCCGUGGUGAUAUCAACAGAUCCGGAGUUCAAUAAAUAUGUUCUUCUCCAUGAAGGAAAAUUGGUGGAAUUGUGGUACUUGGACUCGCUUUCGAAGCUCGUGGGUCACGAUGCACAGGACUUGGAAGUUAAGACUAAUGCAACCGGGUAUGUCCACAAACACCUCAGACAUUUGAUCCUAAAUCACAUGGGUCCGGAGAGCCUCAAAGAGAAGCUUCUUCCUCUGCUGGAAGCCACGGCUGAGAGAACUCUCGAUGCUUGGUCGACUCAACAAUCUGUUGAAGCCAAACAUGGUUGUUCCAAGAUGAUAUUUGAGUUCACCUCGAAGCUCCUCCUAAGUUACGAUGCUGAAAAUUCAGGCGAAAACCUCACGGAGGAUUUGCGUACUCUCAUGAACGGUCUCAUGUCCCUUCCGAUAAACAUUCCAGGCACUGCUUUUCAUAAGAGCUUAAAGAGCCAAAAGAAGCUACUGAAUAUGAUUCAAGGGAAGAUCGCGGAACGAAUGGCCUCACCAGCAGAAACGAGGGAGGCGGACGUCCUCGACCAUGUCCUUGAGGAUAUGAAAACGAAGAGCUUUCUCUCGGAGAAAUUUGUCACCUACAUAUUCAUGGGGCUCCUAGUUGCCAGCUUCGAAUCAAUAACUUCCGCUUUGAUCAUGGCCCUUAUCCUCAUAACAGAUAACCCUCAAGUGGUGGAAGAACUCGUCAAGGAACAUGAGUGCGCCCUUCGCAAGAGGUCUUCGGGUGCAGUAGGAAUAACGUGGGAGGAAUACAAAUCCAUGCCUUACACCAUGCAAGUCGUCAAUGAGGCACUCAGAAUGACCAGCAGUGGACCCGGCAUCAUGAGAAGAGCAAUCAAAGACAUUGAAUGGAAUGGAUAUCUAAUUCCGAAAGGUUGGACAAUUUUCAUCAGUCAAUCUGGGGUACAUCUGAACCCACAAGUAUUUGAAAAUCCCCAUGUCUUUGAUCCCUCGAGAUGGAAGCAAUUGGAUGGAGGAAACGUCACAGGAAGAUAUUAUAUACCAUUUGGAGGGGGCGGAAGGCAAUGUGCUGGAGCUGAAUUUUCCAAAGAUCUCUGUGCUGUGUUUCUCCAAGUUUUGGUGACCAAAUAUAGGUGGACAAAGGUGAAGGGAGGAGAAAUUAUUCGCACUCCGAUGUUGAAGAUUGGAGGAGGUUUUCAUAUCAAGGUUUCCAAGAUUCAAGAAUAAGCACUCCCGCUAGAGCCCAUCCAUAUACAUGUGUGUGUUCUUCAAGUGUUGUCUAAAGUUGAAAUAAACUUAGUUUGGAACUAGCCAGGGGAUGGGGUCCAUUCAAUUAAGCUUAGAACUAUUCUCUGCCAGUCCCAAUAAAUGCAAUUAAUGUAAUAUGCUCCUAAUGACUAUAUGC
This is a messenger RNA of Rhodamnia argentea, 1759 nucleotides long. Its product is annotated as cucurbitadienol 11-hydroxylase-like. The transcript has 9 exons. Gene Ontology annotation, molecular function: heme binding; monooxygenase activity; iron ion binding. The record is from RefSeq and is a predicted model, not a curated record. Bases 127 to 1581 code for a protein of 484 amino acids. Lineage: Eukaryota; Viridiplantae; Streptophyta; Magnoliopsida; Myrtales; Myrtaceae. Gene Ontology annotation, biological process: sterol metabolic process.